Messenger RNA from Calypte anna (Anna's hummingbird), 1638 nucleotides. It is a transcript of the gene NR0B2, whose product is annotated as nuclear receptor subfamily 0 group B member 2. Gene Ontology annotation, biological process: negative regulation of transcription by RNA polymerase II; circadian rhythm. Gene Ontology annotation, molecular function: transcription factor binding; transcription corepressor activity. The transcript has 2 exons. The coding region runs from base 142 to 927 and encodes 261 amino acids. Lineage: Eukaryota; Metazoa; Chordata; Aves; Apodiformes; Trochilidae. Gene Ontology annotation, cellular component: nucleus; cytoplasm. The record is from RefSeq and is a predicted model, not a curated record.
GCAGCCAGCAGAGCAGGGAGGCCAGGGAGAAUCCAGCUCCCAAGGAAGGAUUUCCCUGCUCUCUUUCCCAUCUCUUGGAAGAACAGGAGCUGAGUUUUCCCAAGGAGACAACCACCCAGCUCAGCUCUGACCAGCACCACCAUGGAGGUGGAAUGCCAACGGUGCCGGUGCCACGGGGAAGACAAACCCAGUGCCAUCCUCUACACCCUCCUCAGCCAGAACCUUCACCAAACCCCCAGCCCUGGGCACCAACGCUGCCUCUGUCCCCAGCCCCGCACCGUUUGCCUCCGCACCCCUCGCCUCACCUGCCAGGAAGCUUCCAGUGUCCUGGUGAAAACCCUCAGCUUCCUGCAAAACCUCCCCUCCUUCCAUCUGCUGCCCCGGGAGGAUCAGCUCCUGCUGCUGGGGAGCUGCUGGGUUCCCCUUUUCCUCCUGGGUUUGGUCCAGGAGAUGGUGACCUUCGAGGUGAUGGAGACCCCGGCUCCCAGCAUGCUGAAGAAAAUCCUCCUGGAUGGCCAAAGGAAAGGGCAGGAGCCUGAGAGGACACAGCCCACCCUGGCUGCUGUGCAGAGGCUGCAGUGCUGCCUCAACACCUUCUGGAGCCUGGACCUGAGCCCUAAGGAAUAUGCUUACCUGAGGGGAGCCAUCCUCUUCAAUCCCGACAUUCCCGGGCUCAGAGCUUCCCCUUACAUCCAGAGCCUGCAGAGAGAAGCCCAGCGAGCACUCCAGGAGGUGCUGCAGCCCCUUCACCCCGAGGCCCAGGCUCGUUUUGCUCGCAUUUUACUCAUCUCCUCCACCCUGCAAUCCAUCCCUCCUGCACUCAUCACCGACCUCUUCUUCCGACCCCUCAUCGGCAACACCGACAUCGUGGAGCUGAUGGCAGAGAUGUUGUACCAGAGGAGCUGUGGGCAGCUGGCUCCACGCUGAGCCACCCCCACCUCAGGGUGCUCCUCAGGGUGCUCCUCAGGGUGCUCCUCACCCCUCUGGCACCCGGGGAUGAAGCCAGAGAAGCUUUGUGGGAAGCUCCAUGUGGUGGCCGAGAGGAUGGGAGAGCACGAGGGGGAGAGGUGGCUCUGCUCCCACAUUUGGGACUUUCCUUCCCCCUCAGCUCCCUCCAGGCAGUCCCAGAGGAGGUGGAGGUAAAGGUUUGGACUGGUUUGGACUCGGGGAAUUUGUCCUCAGCUCCCAGAUGGAUCCCCUGGGGUUUGGGCACAUGGAAGGACAGCAGGAUGGGGCACCCAGCACAAGGGGAGGGCUGGGGGGUGGCUUGGUCUGUCUGCUGGGCUUGGAAUUUUUGGAAUUAUUGAUGAAGGAUCUUUCCUCAGGAGUGUGGAAUCAUCCUGGGGGGGCAGAUUUACCCCUCCUGCCUUUUCUUAGCUCAAAUCUUUUUCCCUGUAACACCCUGAAACUCUUCCCUGGACAACCCAAGAGCCCCCAAACCUCUCAAGUGUCACCUCAGGCCAUGGGCUGGUGGCAUUUGUGUGACAAGAAGUGACCCCCCUGAGCUGUGAGGGCAGAGGAGUGGAGGUGGUGGUGUGGGAGAACCAGAUGUCAUUCCCUGGCAUCAGGACAUGGUGGGGGUCUGGAAAUUCCCCUCUUCCUUUUCCUCCUCCUCCUCCUUUUCCUUUUCCUCCUCCU